AUGGCGGGAAUCGUAAGGCAGCCCAUAGAUGUCGAGCGACUGAGCUCGUACAUCAAGGAAAAUGUUAGUGAAAUUGCUCUUCCCAUCAGUCUAAAGCAGUUUGGUCAUGGGCAGUCUAAUCCCACGUAUGAAGUUACGUCGGCAAAUGGCGCCAAGUUUGUUCUUAGGAAAAAGCCCCCAGGCAAGCUUCUCUCGAAGAGUGCCCAUGCCAUUGAGCGGGAGUGUGAAAUCAUUAAAGCGCUAGAGACCACGGAUGUUCCUGUACCAAAGGUGUAUUGCUUGUGUGAAGAUGACUCUAUUGUUGGAACGCUAUUUUAUAUCAUGGAAUUCUUGGACGGCAGAAUCUUUGAGGAACCUUGGCUCCCAGGUCUUGGUUCGGAAGAGCGCACUGCUAUUUGGAAAGAGGCUGUCGGCACCUUGGCAAAGCUUCACACUGUUGACUUGACCAAGAUUGGGUUAUCCAGCUGGAAGCGACCGACGAGUUUCUAUGCCCGUCAAAUAAAAGCCCUGUCAAAAACAUCUGAAGCUCAAGCAAACACCACAAGUCAAUCAGGAGCCCAGAAAGUCGGCAACAUGCCAUAUUACGACAAUCUUGUCAGCUUUUUCGCAGACGACAAGAUGCAUCCGCCAGAUGUUAGGAGGCUGGUACAUGGAGACUUCAAGCUUGACAAUCUAGUAUUCCAUAAGACUGAGCCUAGGGUGAUUGGGAUAUUAGACUGGGAGAUGGCAACUGAAGGUCAUCCGCUCUCGGACUUGGUCAACUUGUUCAUGCCAUUCAGUUGGAUUCCGGACCAAGUCUCAUAUUUGACGUCAGAGACCUUGACACCUGAGCUGAAAGAACUCCAGACAAGCUUUCAGCCAGGCAAUGUUGCUGGAAUUCCCAAUAUAUACCAGUGCCUGAAGUGGUACUGGGACAGCGUGGACUGGGAUGCUGCAGGCUAUUAUGACUGGGGAGUUGCCUUUAGUAAUUUCCGCACCGCUGUCAUUAUGCAAGGCAUCGCGGCUAGGGUUUUAAGAGGACAGGCGAGUGGUAAUAAGGCGAGACAAUUUGCACAGCAGACGUUGGUGUACGCUUUGUGGGGAUACGCGAGAGUUGCUAAGCUUCUGCAGCUGGGGCUACGAGUGCGGAGCAAGAUCUAG
This is a messenger RNA of Fusarium redolens, 1140 nucleotides long. Its product is annotated as kinase-like domain-containing protein. Gene Ontology annotation, biological process: protein phosphorylation. The coding region runs from base 1 to 1140 and encodes 379 amino acids. The record is from RefSeq and is a predicted model, not a curated record. Gene Ontology annotation, molecular function: protein kinase activity. The transcript is spliced from 3 exons. NCBI's taxonomy places the organism in Eukaryota, Fungi, Ascomycota, Sordariomycetes, Hypocreales, Nectriaceae.